Molecule: messenger RNA, 670 nt
Organism: Propithecus coquereli (Coquerel's sifaka)
Lineage: Eukaryota; Metazoa; Chordata; Mammalia; Primates; Indriidae
Gene: PDPN
Product: podoplanin
Exons: 5
Coding region: 1-660 (219 amino acids)
Biological process (GO): regulation of myofibroblast contraction; cell morphogenesis; actin-mediated cell contraction
Cellular component (GO): filopodium; basolateral plasma membrane; apical plasma membrane
Molecular function (GO): chemokine binding; signaling receptor binding; protein-folding chaperone binding
Source: RefSeq, a predicted model, not a curated record
AUGCUGACUCGGCGCGGAGUGCCCCGCCGCGCAGCCCGCCCCGCUCCGCCGCGCUCCCCCGGCCGGCCCGUGGCUGCGGAGCUGCUUCGUCUGCCCCCAGCUCGGAAACCAGCCGCGCUGCGCCCCCGACAGAGCGAGUCGGCCGGCAAGAUGUGGAAGGUGCCGGUUCUGCUCUUCGUUUUGGGAAGCGCAUCGCUGUGGGUCCCGGCAGGAGGAGCCAGCACGAGCCGGCCAGAAGAUGACAUUGAGACUCCAGGUGUAAAAGAUGACCUUGUGACACCAGGUGCAGAAGAUGUGGCAACUGCAGGUGCAGAAGAUUUGGCAACCCCAGGAGCCACUGAGGAGCCCUCUAAGCCCGCUGGCCCGACAACCCCGGUGGCAACGAGUACAAAGAGCGCAACGAACCCUGACAUCGAGGAUCUGCCAACCCUGGAAAGCACAGUCCACGCCAAAGAAGAGAGCCAGACCGCCACAGCCCCAAAUGUGGCGACCAGCCACUCCACAGAUAAUGUGGGUGGAGAGACGCGGAUAACAAUUGACAAAGAUGGUUUGACGACAGUGACCCUGGUUGGAAUCAUAGUUGGGGUCUUACUAGCCAUUGGCUUCCUUGGUGGGAUCAUCGUUGUGGUUAUGAGAAAAAUGUCGGGAAGGUACUCGUAAGUAAACAGCU